Messenger RNA from Cyprinodon tularosa, 894 nucleotides. RefSeq names its product axonemal dynein light intermediate polypeptide 1-like. Gene Ontology annotation, molecular function: dynein heavy chain binding. The coding region runs from base 37 to 378 and encodes 113 amino acids. The transcript is spliced from 3 exons. The record is from RefSeq and is a predicted model, not a curated record. Gene Ontology annotation, cellular component: filopodium; axoneme. Lineage: Eukaryota; Metazoa; Chordata; Actinopteri; Cyprinodontiformes; Cyprinodontidae.
GAAUUAAUCCGGCAGAGCACCAUAACCUGUGCUGAGAUGGGUCUGCUUCUGCUAAGAGUCAGAGACGAGAGUCAAAUGACCAUCAAAACCUACCAGAAGAUGAUUGAAAGCUGCAUUCUUUAUGGCAGCAGAAAGGCGCUACAAUCUGAAAUUGAAACAGUGGAUUUAAAUAAAAGGGUUGAAGAUCUAGAAAGGGAGAAACAGGAUCUGCUGAAAAAAAUGGAUGAACAGCAAGAGGAAAAUUAUAUAAGGAUAAAGAGUGAAGCUCACAGGAUGGAAGUGCUGGAAAGCAACUACAAAGAAGAAAUCAAGGUUUUGAGGAGAACCAUACAACAGUUAAAGAUGCUACUGGAAGGAAGCAAUACUCCAGAGAAUUGAAGCGUAACAAGGAGGAAGGCAGACUCACAGAGUUUGUCAAAUGAACAAGUCUCAAAAAAUUCUGCAUUUUAUUUUUAGAGCAUCACAAAUAUAUUUCAAGCAGUUAACAUGGCCACAUUGAUGUUUAGGAUUUAGUUUUUGCCAGUUUCUUUUCAAUAGAAUGUAGCCAAUUUGGUUGAUUUAUAAACCUAUUAUAUGUUUGUUAUCUGUCAGUCUAGUGCUUUGAUCUUUAAGCUCCACGGCUUUCUGUAGUUUGAGGUGGAGCCUUUCUGUUCUUGUUCUUGUUUUUCCACAUUUUGUGUAUCACCAAAUGUACAAGAGUCAGAGAGCUGGACUGUUUAUACUGUUUAAUCACUAAACUAAUAAAAAGGUGCAAAAGUUUGUGGUUAUGAUUUAAAAUCUGAAACCGUUUAUGUGGCACAAAUCAUUUAGAAAAUAACCCCCUCCUCAUUUGCAUAAUGAGACAGAAAUGCAUACAGAAAUGUAAAUACAACAGGCAGAAAUGUAAAAAGGGCA